This is a messenger RNA of Gymnodraco acuticeps, 2657 nucleotides long. It is a transcript of the gene slc34a2a, whose product is annotated as solute carrier family 34 member 2a. The record is from RefSeq and is a predicted model, not a curated record. Lineage: Eukaryota; Metazoa; Chordata; Actinopteri; Perciformes; Bathydraconidae. Gene Ontology annotation, molecular function: sodium:phosphate symporter activity. Gene Ontology annotation, biological process: sodium-dependent phosphate transport; intracellular phosphate ion homeostasis. The coding region runs from base 69 to 2012 and encodes 647 amino acids. Gene Ontology annotation, cellular component: vesicle; brush border; apical plasma membrane. The transcript is spliced from 12 exons.
AUUUCCCCCAAUCAUUCAGAAGGAAAUCCUUGUAUAAUAUCUUAUUUUUCCCUUCUCUUUUUUAGCCAAUGGCUACUCAAGAUAAUUGCGAGGAAGGCGACAAUAAGAGCAAUGACAACAUGUGCAAAGAGGUCAAAGCGAGCCUUGCACACUCCACUGUGGCGUUGGUUGAGGAGGAGCCAGAGGAAAUAGACCCGUGGGACAUGCCGAAGCUGAAGGACACAGGGGUCCCAUGGUCAGCUUUGGAUACCAAAGGGAAGGUGUGGAGAGUGUUGGUGUCGGUGGGGAAGUUCAUUCUGCUGCUGGGUUUCCUCUACAUCUUCAUCUGCUCUCUUGACGUCCUCAGCUCAGCUUUCCAGCUUGUUGGAGGUAAAGCAGCGGGGGACAUCUUUCAGGACAACUCGGUGCUGUCCAAUCCUCUGGCUGGUCUGGUCAUCGGUGUCCUGGUCACCCUGCUGGUCCAGAGUUCAUCCACUUCCUCCUCCAUAGUGGUCAGCAUGGUCUCUUCUGGACUGUUAUCCGUCCGGCUGGCCGUUCCUAUCAUCAUGGGCACCAACAUCGGCACUUCUGUCACCAACACACUCGUCGCUAUGACGCAGGCUGGUGACCGCAGCACCUUUCGCAGGGCCUUUGCAGGGGCCACAGUUCACGACUUCUUCAACUGGCUCUCCGUGCUGGUGCUGCUGCCUCUUGAGAUCGCCAGCGGAUAUUUGUACGAGGUCACGAAGCUCAUCAUCGACUCCUUCCAAAUUGAGAGUGGAGAGGCCCCGGAGCUGUUAAAUGUGAUCACUGAUAUCGUCACUGAGUCAAUUAUACAGUUGGACCAGUCCGUCAUCAAUGGGAUUGCCACCGGAGACCCAGCAGCCAGGAAUAAGAGUCUCAUCAAGAUAUGGUGCCAUACCUUCACCAAUACAUCCUUAAUGAACGUCACGGUUCCUGGUCCAGAUAACUGCACGUCUCCGUCCCUGUGCUGGGUCGAUGGCAACUACACCAUCACACUGAAGAACGUUUCUGAAACGUGCAAUCUCCAGAAAUGUAAGCAUAUCUUUGUGAAUGUGAAUCUGCCGGACCUGGCGGUGGGUCUGAUCCUGCUCGCUCUCUCUCUGCUGGUGCUCUGCUCCUGCCUGAUACUCAUCGUCAAGCUGCUCAACUCCAUGCUGAAGGGACAGGUGGCCUCAGUCAUCAAGAAGAUCCUCAACACCGAUUUCCCAUUUCCUUUCGGCUGGGUCACAGGUUACAUUGCCAUUUUUGUCGGAGCUGGAAUGACAUUCAUUGUGCAGAGCAGCUCUGUUUUCACUUCUGCUAUCACUCCACUUGUCGGUAUUGGUGUCAUCAGCAUAGAGAGAGCAUACCCAUUGUCUCUGGGUUCAAAUAUUGGUACAACCACCACAGCCAUCCUGGCAGCUAUGGCUAGUCCUGGAGAGACACUGGCAAAUUCUCUACAUAUUGCCCUCGUACACUUCCUGUUCAACAUCUCUGGCAUCCUUCUGUGGUAUCCAAUCCCCUUCACCCGAAUCCCUAUCCGGCUGGCAAAAAGCCUGGGAAACAUCACCGCCACCUACCGCUGGUUUGCUGCCGUCUACAUCAUCAGCUUCUUCUUCAUUUUACCGCUCUUCAUCUUCAGCCUGUCUCUGGCCGGCUGGAAGGUGAUGGUGGGUGUGGGUGUUCCUCUGGUCGCCAUGCUGAUCCUCAUCGUAGUGAUUAACGUGCUGCAGAAAAGGAAACCCCGGUGCCUGCCUGCAGCCCUGCGAUCCUGGGACUACCUCCCUCUGUGGGCCCACUCCCUGGAACCCUGGGACAAAUUGGUUGGUGCUUUUAUUGCAAAAUGCUGUUGCUGCUGCAAAUGCUGCCAGCUUGCUGUUGAAGGGGAAGAACACAAAGAGAAAGAGUGUGUGGAAAAUAACAACAAAUCACACAUAGCAGUGUAUGAUAAUCCUGCAAUGAGUGCAGAGAAGGAGGUGGAAAAUGAGUUCAAUUUAGAGCUAAACAUUCUGAAAAACACCCGGCUUUGAGAUUUUAAAUAUAUAUUUGUGACUAUGUGUAUAUAAUGCAAAUAAGUACAUUAGGCAUGGCACAAGGACCAAACACAUCCUGGCAAAACUAUUUUAAAUGUAUGUUAUUAAUUUAGUAUAAAAUGGUUUAAUAAGGAAUAUCAGACAAUAAAAGAAAAAGUGUUUUUCAGCUGCGAGAAGUAAGAAUCAAUUUCAUGAUUAAGAUUUGUGAACAAUAAGGAAAAUAUAAUUUUCUAUUGGCUUAUUCUACAUUAUUUGGUUUUCUAACAUUUUUGAAAUACUUCUUUCAUUUGAUCAAAUCAUGACAUUACUAAAAUAAUUCUAUAUAAAUAAGGUAUAGCGUAUGUUAUUUAAUGUUAAGUUAAGUCAAUAACGGGCUCAUAACGAACUGUUAUUUAAAAAAGCAAAGCAAUGUAAAGGUUGUUUUUUAUUCUAUAUUAUUAAAAUGUGAACACUCUGAGGAUGCCAUGGCCUUCCAUACAGGAAAUAUAGUCGGUCAGAAUAACAUCUGCACAGAACCACAGGUUUUUACUGUGUAUAAGACACACUGAGAUCCUUAUCACAUCGUUUUAAGGUGUAUAAUAAUUCAAUUUAAUUGAGACAGAUAAUCGUAUUCAAGGAAUAUGUAGUUUGAAAUUAAAUGAC